Molecule: messenger RNA, 4716 nt
Organism: Pseudomyrmex gracilis
Lineage: Eukaryota; Metazoa; Arthropoda; Insecta; Hymenoptera; Formicidae
Exons: 7
Coding region: 90-1787 (565 amino acids)
Source: RefSeq, a predicted model, not a curated record
GAGGCGCUCGUCGUCCACAAUGGGAUGAAGUUAGCCAUGUACUGGCUCGGCUUAUCGCGCGGCGCAACAUACGCGAUUAAAUGUGAUUGAUGUGCUUCGCGACCGUUGUUAUAUACUCGUUGUUGUCAAUCUUAACGUCGCAGAUCUUCCCGUGGAAGAAAACAAAACCUGGAACACAUCCGGUGAAUUUUUCCCGUGACGGGUUAGGAGGGCGGUUCCGAUCAGAAGGAAACAAAGAAGCCAAGCUGGCGAGCUUAACGAGCUGCGUGUCGACGAUGAUGGACGACGAGGAACAGGAAGAGCUUCGCUGCACCGGCAGCGACGUCGAGAUCGAGGAAUACACCGAUACCGAGGAGUCGCCAUAUGUCGCUUAUCAGGCCGGCGGCGAUAAGCUGUUUGAUACCGAUCGCGAGAACUGGCAGAAGCUCCGUUUCCUGGUUACUCUCGUGUCCGUUGUGAUAUCAGUUACCGUCCUCGUUAUCAGCUACCCGCUUUAUCUCGAGAGCGUCAGCGCCGUCUCCAGUGCUUACACAGGACUCCUCUUCACCGCCCUGUUCUCCGCAUGCAUUCUGGGAGUGGUGUAUUUUGUCGUGGACAAGGUGUCGCCGCCGCCUCCGCUGGUACCGAACAGCAUGCGGGUCAGGAUACCACGUUGCGGACUUAUUAAAAUAAGCACCGUCUACGCCCUCUCGGGAAUUCUGGUCACCCUCUCCCUCGAUCAAAAGAGGGUGCUGUGUCAUUUGCAAGACCCGAUCAAGGGCAUCACCCUCGUCUUCUCCCUCGUUUACUACUUCUUCUUUUGUCGGAAAAGUGAGUGCCUCAGUGAGUUGAAAUACGAUCGGCUGAGUAUUCUGAUGAGCCUGCAGCGAAUAUUUUCGAGCACGACUAUAAUAGUAGGUCUUUUUAUAAGUGUCGAUUACGGUCUCUGCGACGAGUUCCGUUGCCGCGGAAGGGAGGUUUCUUCGCACGCAACAGCCGCUGUGAAGGGAACGUGGGGUGUCCGGGCGAUUUGGACGUUCGUUUAUGUCGGCGCUCUCGCCGCAUUCGCUAUGUUCUUCACCAUGCUCGAACAGCACUACACCACCACGCAACAAAACGUGUGUCAAAUGCUGACGACGCAGCACAAUUCGUUUCUAUAUACCGUGUCCCGUUUGGUGUCUUCCCGCGAUAUUCGUCGACGCGGUUCCGAGGAGGAGGGCGGUCGACUGUUGCACGUGACCGAUCCGGAUCCGACAAUAAAACCGAAAAGCUAUCCCAAGCCGCCGGUGAUGCAGACGCUCUUUUACAUACACGUCAUAGCGUUCUUCGCCAUUCUGACGCUCUGCUGGCUCGACACGUUGCCCGGCAUCGGCAGAGGUUUGUCGCCCGUGGAACUCUAUCGUACCGUCGAACAGGGACUGAUGUGUCACUUCAAAGGCGGUAAUUUGUGCUCGAACGUGUCCAGUCACGGAUGGAUUUUUUUAUUCGCUUACGUCGUCUUCGCCAUCUCGAUCCUCAAUUUUCUGUCAUUGUGCGAAAGCGCGGUGUUCAGCGUGGCCACCGCGACCGUGUCUCUUCCGUUGUCCGGCAUCUGGUGGAGUAUUUACAGGAUGGACGUUGGCUUGCACGGAGGUUCAAUUUCCUGGUCCCCGGGAGUGACGGGCGAGCUGAUCUGCGCCCUGCUUGGUCUACCUGUGGUACUGGUCGGUCUGGGUUUGCUCAUUAGGUCGCACUUCAGGGACACCCAGCUUCCCUAUCAGUCUAUUCAGCCGCCCGACGUCCAACCGCACGAGAUCUAUCACAGAUGAAUCCCUCUGUAGCGUGACCUCGCGACGAAAUUUGUUACGAGAGCGUCGACGAUGCUCCACGGACGUGAAUUCCGAUCGUGAAGUCCGACGAGAACGACGACGCGUCAUCGUUUCCGUCAAAGCGAUCGGAAACGAGUUGGCAUAACGAAGUUUUACCGAGCCGAAGAAUAAUAAUAAAUGUUAUUGUUGUACACAUUUGACAGAUAUAUUUUGUCGAGAUAUAUUUCCCAGAGAUUUUACUUCGACGUUCUUUUUUUUUUCGAUCGCGAGGUCAUCAAGGAAAAGGAACCAACACACGUGAAAUCACGGGAUUCCUAAUUCAGCUGUGCGUCUUGCAACAACACGUGCAAGAUUUGUAUUGUCUCUGUGGUUGGUAUGUUGGUAUAUUGAACGCGAUUUUUAUGCGCGCGCGCGUGCGUUUGUAAUAAGAAAGAGCGUCCAAUAAACGUCGACACAUUUUGCGUAAAGAAGAAGAAAAAUGAGACACAGUGCGUGGGGAAGGAAGGAGAGAACGAUCAAUGUUUCCUAUGUAUUUGCCGAACGUGAACGUUCGCGUCCGUUGUCACAUGCGCGCGACAAACGUUAUAGCCGAUUUAUAAUUUUAUUUUGAUAAUAACGAGAUGUUUUAUAUAUUUUCGAAGAUGACGUUCAAGUAACACAACGUGUUGAGAAUCACGAGUAUUAAAAUAAAAUAAAAUAAAAUAAAAAAACCGAAUGCAGGUGAAGUCGCUUUCUUCAGCGAUCCGCGCGCACGGGAGCCGAGGACAAUUUUCGCUCUGAUUCGAUCUCCGAGAGAACCGGAUUUUUCCGGAAAAAUAAUGUCCGAAAAAUAGAAAUUAGAAACACAAGAUAUAUUUAUAUAAACGAUUUUAUUGUUCAUGCGUCUUGUUACCGCUAAUUAGUUGCAAGCGCAAACUGACGAAGCAAAAAAAUUAAUUGGAAGCUCGCGAUAUCUUCCGCGCGACUACUGUUUUACUUAACACUUUUUUUUUACCCACUUUCCGUGCGCGCAGAUUAAAUAGUAGUAGCGUACUUUGCCGCGAAGACAAAAAAAAACAAAAAAAAAAAAACUACGGAGAAAACAGUAUUAUAGCCGUUACACUGCAUUUCCACGUUGAUUAAUGCCAAAGUAAUAAACGAGUGACUGAGAUACGUGGCGCACGCGUGCGCGUGCACGUAUACAUGUGUGAUAUCUUUUAUGACGUUCCACUAAAUAACGAUAGACAGUUACCUCUAUCAGCAAUUUGAGCGCACAACUGUUUCGAACUAGUUGCGUUUCCUGGGCGCGGUUAACAAUGUUUCCUCUAACGUGUAAAACUUGAUUGUGCGCGCGCUCGCGCGCAAAUGAAAACUUUCAAAUGAUGUUGACUACAUGUUUAUACGCUGUUAGCAAGUGUUCCCGUCGAGACAGCACGUUUACGUACUCGCUAAUUAGUGCGCCAAUUACGCAAAUAAGGAAAUAAUUUUUUAUAGAUAUAUUUUUCGUACUUCACUAUUUGUAAAAAGAAAAAAACAACAAAUCGCACUUGAAGUUCCUUAAUUAAAUACUUAUGCAACGCACAAAUAUGUUCCGUUCAUUUUGCUUUUGUCGUUGUGAGACGACUGUCUUGUAUUUAUUUGUAGACAAUAUUGUUAUUUUAUUUAUUAUAUGUUUUUAUUUAUUCCUCCUUCGCUAUAUAUUAAUAUAUAUAUUUUUUUUUAUUGUAGUUAAGAGGUUUCUGCCGAAUUUUUCGCGUGCGACGUGUAUGUGCCAAAUUAUAUUGUUCCGACUUUAUUCUCCUCCUUCUCCCGAUAUAAAAAAUAAAUAAAUAAAUAAAUAAAUCACAAACUAUAAUCAAAAAAAGUCUUUCUCGCUGAAAGAAAAGAGAAAAAUCAAAAGUUCAAAAGCGUGCAACUCAGAGUGAUCUCAAAAAAAACAAAAAAAAACGCGAACGAAAAGGAUUUAUUCGUGCCAAAGUAAACUCACGAGUCUUUGAGCGACUCGGUUUAAGCUAAUUCGUAUUUUAAGUAUUCGUGCGCUUAUAUAGUGUGGUCGUGUUACGAUUUUAAAAUAUAAUAAUAAUAAUGAUGAUGAUGAUGAUGAUGAUGAUGAUGAUAAUAAUAAUAAAAACAUGAUAUAGUGAUAUAAUACGUAAGUGUCAUUAAAUAAAAAUUGCCGCGUGUAAGAGAUGUCGCGGUGUAGUUUGAUUGAUAUAGCGAUUGUACUGAAUUCAGGCUGUACGUUAAUUAGACUGUAAGCCAGAGGAAAAUAUUGACUUUGUUGGAAAAGUGUGUCAAAAAUAUAUACAUACGUGUAUGGUAUUCUGUAUAUUGGAAAAGAAUUAUACGUCCACAUUUUUUACAAUAGCGGUAAUAGCAGAGCGUUUUAAAAGAAAAUUAUUAACCGAAUAUAACGGCUGACUGAGUGCAACGAUAAUAAUGUUAUUACGCCACUCUCUUUCUUGUUGCAGUCAGUAAAUUUCGCCGAUAAAAUCGAACUACCGUUGAAUGUUGUAGCAAUAGCCUUAGACAUAGUGCGAAUUUGAGACUAUACUCUUGUGCUGUUUAAUACAAAAAUAAUAAUUAAACAAGAAAGAAAAAUGCUUAAGCGCAGGAAAACCAAAAGAACUGGGAGAUUGAUUCUAAACUGUGAAUUAAUUUAUUUCACGAGUAUUGAGAUUGUUGGUAAUUAACGCAUCUAGCUCUGAUCUAGCUCUGAUUUCUGUCGCAAUAAUUUUUCCAACGUGAGCUACGCAAAAAUUCUCGUGUUUUCGGCUAAUUUUUAUAUGCCUUUGAAAACAAAGGAUAUAAAAAUCAAAUUGUUUACAAUAACAGAAAUAAGGAAUAGAAAGAAGUCGAACUUAUUCGAACUGAAACGCAAUUGAAAAGCAAUGCGUAACCAAGUAUGUAUUUCUGAAUCAUUUUUAUGGCGCUGUUACAUAUGUAGACA